Messenger RNA from Pseudo-nitzschia multistriata, 3453 nucleotides. The record is from the annotation of a GenBank genome assembly. Lineage: Eukaryota; Bacillariophyta; Bacillariophyceae; Bacillariales; Bacillariaceae.
CAAAAGUGCAGCAACGCACCGCACCGCACCAGACUCGUCCACUCGUCUGCAACCAACACAAUGGACGGCUCCGAGACAAGAAAGUCCUUCGACACGGACGCCGAGAGCGCGUCCCCCGAAACAAACUACUUCAAGAUGAUGAUGCAGGACAACGAAAUGGGGAGGGUCCACGACGGCACGGACACGGACAGCAUCCUCGGCGGACAGACACUCGCGAGCGUCAUGAACCAGAACCAGGGCAGCGAAAGCAUCCACCGGCACCGGAACGAAUCGGCCUAUGCCGGCGACAGCAGCAGCUACGAACGGGACGAGAGCAUCGAGGCCGUCCUGGACCCGCAGCAGCAGCAGCAGCAGCAAGCGACUGGCGGUUCGGCGUCGGACAACGUGCCACCCAACCCGAGCGAAACCCUGUCGAUCGUGGGCGUCGAGGAGGACGACAUUAGCACGAUCGCCAACGACACGGUCCACGAGGCCACCAAGGCCUUUUUCACCGGCAACGGUUCCCGGAACGAUUCCAAGCCCCGCAUCCGCCUCUUCCAGGAAUACACCACGCCCGAAAAGAAGAAAAAACCCACGAGGGCAAAGGCAAGCGGAACCGGAAACGCCSAGAGCGGCGCCAGCGACGACGGCAGCGGCGACACGGCGCCGGAAACCCCGCCGGGCAUGAUCCGUGUCCCGGCCGGGAGCCACCGGUCGUCCCGGACCGGGGACGAGUCCUUUUCCGGCAAAUCGAAAUCCAGAUCCGGAUCGAGAUCCAAACCGAAUUCUUCGUUUUUCCGGUCGAGGCGCGUGUACGUCGUCGCCGCGGUGCUGGCCCUCAUCCUGCUGGUCUCGAUCGUGGCCCUGUCGGUGGCCCUCUCGGGCAUGCGGGGGGGGGAGGCCUCCCCGGGCGCGGCGACGGCCUUUGCCGAGGCCGAAUCGGAGAGCAUCCUCGACUUUUGGCCGGACCUCGACGCGGGGACGCCCAGCGGAACGAGUGCCACCAGUGCCACCGGGGCGGGCUCUCCGACGCAAGACGACGAAGAACCCAGCGGAACCUUUGGAGACGCCCAGGAGGAGCAGGAGCAGGCGGGGGACGGUGCUGCUGCCCCGGAAGCCACCACGGGGUCCCCCCUUCCCACCGCCAGCCCCACCACUAGCCCCACAACCAAUCCCCUCUUCGGGCUCCGCUUCGAGGACCUGCUGGACCUGCUGCAGGUCCGCGGGGGGAUCCGCAACGCCAGGGCCGUCACCAAGGCGCCCGAAUCGAUUCAGUACGAGGCGACCCGGUGGCUCUCCGAGGACCCGGCCUACGGGUCCUAUUCGGAGGACAGGCUCGUCCAGCGGUGGACGCUGGCGGUCCUCUCACAGUCCCUCGACGGCGUCGGCGACGGGAGCCCCUCGCUGGCGGGCUGGAAGACCUACACGGACGAGUGCACGUGGUUCAGCAGCUCGACCAAAAACAACGGAAAGAAAGAAUCUCCCUGCGACCAGCAAGGCAUAUACGAGACCAUUGACAUCCGGGACCAGGUCCUGGGGGGGACCCUGCCCACGGAACUGGCGCUUCUCUCGAGUUCUCUAGGUGAGUAGARYACGGUACCKYACAGCCGCCGAGGCGAUGUCGAGAAUUCGAUGGAGACUGGAGUUGGCGCUUGCCCUCGUUCUUGAGCUCCUGCUCUGUCUAACCCCUGCCAUUUGCCAAAUSCGAUUGAACUCGAUCCACAGUCCAUCUCAAUCUAGAAGGGAACGAUUUGGUGGGAACGAUCCCGAAAGAAUUCGAAGAUCUCUCGUUUCUCGGUAGGUUGGGAUCGAUCACCGCACCGCACCAUUCCGAUCGUGGAACAAAAACCGUUUGCUGCUUUGGAACCCUUGCUUUACCUCCAAUAUGCUCUAGCUCACCGAACUCUUGUUUCGCUGCACUGCACUGCACUGCACUGCACUUGCCCCCCCCUCCCCCCUUUGUUUUCUGGAACAGAGACCCUGCGGCUUCGACGAAACAACCUCGUCGGUGGCCUGAAUAUGGAUUUCGGCAACAUUCCCGAUCUUGGUACGUCGAUGCGUUUCUUCGGAUCCAUCUGUUUUGGUGCCCCGUUUCUGGAUGCUUCGGCACACKGUUCUUGURCCGGMAMAUCUGCUUUCUGACACGAAUCCUUUGUCCCUCGCUCCUUUGUCUAGAAAUCCUGGAUCUUGCGGACAAUSAAUUGACGGGAAAGAUACCGUACAGCAUUGUGGAUGUGGAAACACUGAGUAAGUUUUGUCUACUUUGUGUUCGUGUGUCGGAGUCACAAAUUCCUCUCGUUCUCAUUUCUUGCGUUGUGCCAUUUCUCAAUGACGUUUCGAACCAAUCCUCUCGUUAGCCGAAAUCUAUUUGGAUUUCAACAAUUUGUCGGGAGACAUCCCGUGGGAAAUCGGAAACUUGGAGGCACUUGGUACGCAAGGCAACCCUAUUCGUUUCUAUGCCGGUGUGCUGCCUUCUCAAUUGUUCGUUCCGAUCGCUCAAUGCCUGUCUGUUUCCCCGUCUCUCUCUCUCUCUCUCUCUCUCUCUCUAUCUAUCUGCUUUCAGAGAAACUGGCCCUGAGCAACAACAAUCUCACCGGAUGGAUUCCCGAUGGCCUCGGGAACAUGGACAACCUGAAAGUGUUGACCCUUGGAAACAACAACCUGACCGGAGCUUUGCCCAAGGAUGUUUGCAAGCUCAAGGGCGUGGACGUCCUCGUCGUCGAUUGCGACAAGCAGGGCUGCGAAUGCUGCACGGAAUGCUCCGCAACCGAGGCUCCCACCCUUUCUCCGACCCUUCCCCCGACGGGGGUUCCGACCGUCUCGCCGACCGUCCAUCCGACGAGCAUGAUUGUGCGAUUCACGCCGCAGCCGUCCGGAACGGAACCCCCCACGGCCUCGCCGACUCUGUCCCCGACCACCAAGGAACCCACCGAAUCCCCGACCACGGGGGAACCGUCGGCGUCUCCCACCGCUUGCACCGGAAACGAAAUGAAGGUUUCCAAGUACUGUUACACGCAGGCGGAGGAGAUUACGGUUUCUCUGACGAAUUGCCAGGCCGACCGGGACGACUGGGUGGGUCUGUACCGCCUGGACGAAACCUUCAACAGCAUGGACCUGACCAACCCCGACAUUUGGUCGUGGGCGUGCGGCACGCGAAAUUGCCGGGAGCCCGUGACCUCGCAGGUCAUUCCCCUCGGUACCAUCCACGCCGGAAACGGCCAGUGGCCUUUGCAGGUGGGAACCUACGUCGCAAUCAUUGCAAGAAACUCGGCGCAGCCGUACAUUGCCUUUGCCGUCAGCGACGCCUUUGUUGUAUCCGAGACGUGCUAGGCAGCGGCAUCCAUAGGGCCGAAAGGGCAGCCGACCAGCAGCUGUCCCGGCAACGACAGCACGGCAGAACGCACUCGAAUGCCCCGCGAAACAAUUUGCGUUUUUAUGUUUAAAAUACUACUGUAAUAGAAACCUGUUCUAUCG